AUGUCGACGACCUCAACGAGCGGACUCAAGGCGAUCGCGCCCGUGCCCAAGGCGGCCGACUUCUUGGACAUCGUCCUCUCCAAGACGCAGCGGAAAACGCCGACGGUUAUCCACAAGAACUUCAAGAUCAGCCGUAUCCGCAACUUUUACAUGCGCAAGGUCAAGUUUACCCAGGACUCGUUUGAUGAAAAGCUCGGUGGAAUUUUGGAGGAGUUCCCGAUUAUUGACGACCUGCACCCGUUCCUAUCCUCCCUCCUGAACGUCCUUUACGACAAGAACCACUACAAACUCGCCCUCGGCCAGCUCCGCACCGCCCGCCAUCUCAUCGACCAGGUCGCGAAGGACUAUGUCCGUCUCCUCAAGUUCGGCGACAGCUUGUACCGCUGCAAGCAGCUCAAGCGUGCCGCGCUCGGACGCAUGGCCACCAUCAUGCGCCGCCAGAACGAGGCGCUCGAGUUCCUCGAGGAGGUCCGCAAGCAUAUCUCCCGUCUGCCCGCGAUCGACCCGACCGCGCGCACGCUGCUCAUCUGCGGGUACCCGAACGUCGGCAAGUCGUCCUUCAUCAACAAGGUGACCCGCGCGGACGUCGACGUGCAGCCGUAUGCGUUCACGACGAAGUCGCUCUUCGUCGGCCACCUCGACCACAGGUACAUGCGCUGGCAGGUGAUCGACACUCCCGGGGUGCUCGACCACCCGCUCGAGGAGAUGAACAACAUCGAGAUGCAGAGCAUCACCGCGCUCGCGCACCUGAAGGCGUGCAUCCUCUACUUCAUGGACCUCUCCGAGCAGUGCGGCUUCUCCGUCGAGGCGCAGUGCCAGCUCUUCCACUCGAUCAAGCCACUCUUCGCGAACAAGCCGACGGUGCUCGUGCUCAACAAGGCGGACGUCUCGCGCCUCGACGAGCUCGAGCCCGAGCGCCGCGCGCUCGUCGAGGAGAUCAUCAACGGCGAGGGCAUGCGCCACGUCGAGGUCUCGUGCUACACGGACGAGGGCGUGAUGAGUCUCAAGACGGUCGCGUGCGACGCGCUGCUCGAGCACCGCGUCGACUCGAAGCUCAAGGGCAGCAAGGUGAACGCGAUCCUCAACCGCCUGCACGUCGCGCAGCCGAAGCCGCGCGACGACGUCACGCGCACGCCGUUCAUCCCUGAGGCGGUCAAGGAGCGCAAGAAGUUCGACAAGACGGACCCCGAGCGUCGUCGCCUUGCGCGCGACGUCGAGCUCGAGGAGGGUGGUGCGGGCGUGUACAACAUCAACAUGAAGCAGAACUACAUGCUCGCCAACGACGAGUGGAAGAGCGAUAUCAUCCCGGAGAUCAUGGACGGCAAGAACAUCGCCGACUUCAUCGACCCCGACAUCCUCGAGAAACUCGAGGCGCUCGAGCGCGAGGAGGAGAAGCUCGAAGCGGAGGGCUUCUACGAGUCCGGAUCAGACAUGUUCGACUCGGACGACGAGCGCGAGGCAGUCCAGGCGAAGUCAGACCGCGAGCACAAGCUCGUGUCGCAGAACACGAAGAAGGCGAUGAAGAACCGCGCACUCCUGCCCCGUACGGCGGGCCUGCGCUCCAUCACGGAGCUCUCGUCAAGCAUGACGAAGGCGGGCCUCGACCCGAGCCGGAUCACGGAGCGCGCGGAGAUGCUCGCGAAGGUGGCAGGCGCGAAGCGGAAGCGCGAGCGCGAGGAGGACGAGGCGAUGGCGGCGGCGAUGGAGGAGGACGAGAGCGGCGAGGAGGGCGAGGACGACUGGAUGGACGUCGAUGGACAGGAGGCACCCAAGAUCAAGCGGAAGAAGGCAAACUCUGGCGCGGUCGUCGCGAAGCACCCGCGCGCGCCGAAGACAAAUCGGCAGCUGUCCGGUAUGCGCGACGAAGCGCAAUCAUCAAAAGCGGUCAAGCUGCGGAAUCUCGGGCAGAGAGAACGCAACUACCAGGCGAAAGCCGGAGAGGGCGAUCGCGCGAUCAAGACCAAAAUGCCCAAGCACUUGUUUGCCGGCAAGCGGAAAAUGGGCAAGACGGAUCGUCGGUGAUCGUCAUCGCGCGGCGGCUGUUCGUUUGUGUUGCAUCGUGUACUGUUCGACUCUCGCAUUUCAUUGUAUUUUGGUAGUAAUACAUCC
Molecule: messenger RNA, 2109 nt
Organism: Trametes versicolor FP-101664 SS1
Lineage: Eukaryota; Fungi; Basidiomycota; Agaricomycetes; Polyporales; Polyporaceae
Product: GTP binding protein 4
Exons: 7
Coding region: 1-2022 (673 amino acids)
Biological process (GO): ribosomal large subunit biogenesis
Cellular component (GO): nucleolus
Molecular function (GO): GTPase activity; GTP binding; RNA binding
Source: RefSeq, a predicted model, not a curated record